Spirometra erinaceieuropaei is the source of this 2585-nucleotide messenger RNA. The record is from the annotation of a GenBank genome assembly. NCBI's taxonomy places the organism in Eukaryota, Metazoa, Platyhelminthes, Cestoda, Diphyllobothriidea, Diphyllobothriidae.
AUGGGUUACGCUCUGAUCCAACGCUGGCUGUGUUUCUGUUGUCUGACGGGUCUCUUACAAACUGCGAGCAAUCUGACCUUUCAGGCAGUUAGCUAUGGUGAGGUCUUCAAGUUCAGCUCUCCCCAGAACAAUACGGAACAGAUGCUUCGACACGCCGGAAAGCUUGUUGUCUACUCACGAUGUCUCCGAAAUUGGGGCUAUGUCGUCUUCGCUAGUAACGAGGCCAUAAUUGCUCAGCCCCAAAUCACCAUCAAUGUCAGAACCCUGCAACAUACUUUCCUCUUUCAGAUUUUCUCCCUAAUUGGCUUUUCUUGUCUCGUGGUUUGGGGACCAAUAAAGCCGCUGCGUUUCAACAACUGUUCCGCAGAGUCUGAUCUUCGUUUACAUCUCCUAGUUCCUGAUCCUGGCAGUGAACUGAACUCCUUUGAGCUUCUGUUUGUUAACACCAUGCCUGCCCUAAUCUUCACGCUGGUUAAGUUUUCUAUGCUGACAGCUGUGUUUCAGCAUGGCAUCUGCGAUAUCGGGAUAGAAAAGCGGCUCUCCUUCCUGGCUACCCAGCGACGCCUAACCUGCUUCAUCUUCAGCGCCUUGGUGACUUUCGGGGUAACUGAUACCUUCGUGGGGCAGGCCGCCGCGAAGCAUUUCGCCUUUCAUCAAUGGACCUGGCACGCCGUGGCUGCCAUCUACGACUGCAUAAUCCACGUGGGCUUUGUUGCUCUUUACAUGGCCGAGGAAUCUGUGAGCAGGACACUAGCGUUACUAGGCAGGCUGAAGUCUAGCAAACGCUACGAGAUCUGUCAUCCCUUGGAGCUUUGCGCUGGACGUCUACUGUGCCCUGUAUCGACGAACGCAACACCCCAAAUGGUUAUAUAUCGUACACCUACCCAUAGACGACCUAGAUUUCGAAAAAGACACCAUCAACUGGUCAUAAAUAAGUAAGGGGGCAUACUUUUACCGUCUGUAAAAUAAAGUGUACAUUUUUUCUUACUCGAUUGUAUUUCUCGAUGGUAUGUGAACACCCACCUCCCACACAGGCAAAAAGCUUUUAUUCAGAAGAAAAGAUGGCGAGCGAACUUUGCUUUCGGUAAAUUCUCUUCAGGCCAGUACAGUUAUAUGGGACGGGGUACAGUGAGUGAAAAAAUCGAUAAAAGUUAUUUUUAAAAGAACAGGCUAGACAGGAGCGGAAGGACACAGAAAGUUGUAUGUGGUUAGUUAACCGUUGACCACGGUAAGAGCGGAGCCUGAUUGAGAUUCUUCUGGGUGAAUAUGGUCGGUUUUCGUAACCUGAUGGCGGCCGCUUCUGCUGUUGCUAACAGGCGCUGGCUCAGUAGCUUAGGGUUGCUCGAGGGGGCAUUAUAAAUCCCACGAAAUGCUUCAGCGGGGUCAACACGACUCUAAAAAGCUUUUAAAUGGAGUCCCUACUUCAACGAGUAGAAAAAAUCACAAAGGUGACCGACAAACCACAUGUAGGAUUGCUUGGCCAGCAUCAAUCAAGCCCUUCUAUCUAGUUUUUGUUGGUGAAUCCGCUAAUAACUGUGUAGACUUCGUUUCUCAAUGUAGCCAUUCACCAGUCACCAUUGGGAAAUUCUAAAGGGUCCUUCACCCGUGUCAGUUAUGCUAACACCUUCAGAACUUUGCAUUUAUUAAAGGACCUCGUCGCAUUUGACAAUAAGGUUGAGGGAUAGGUACUCACUACCGGAUAAAACCUGCUUGAUUGGCGUAAGAACAGUGGCAAGAUGCGUGAACUUACUCGACGCAACUUCCUUCCCAAAGGUGCGCUGCUUCUGACUUUUCUGGAAUAACGUAGCGUAGGCAUAAAAAAUAUCCCCUUACUACCCAUUAAACUGUUUUAUUUCUCAGACGCCACUCAGUUGCAGAAAGGGGUGUCAACACCAAACGUAGGUUUGCAUGAAAAGGAUGGGGAAAACGGGCUUGAAUGUUGAUUUCGAAGACAAAGUUAGCCCGAUUUUAAGGUGAAACAUGAAAACGACUUUUGAAAUUGAACGACCUGAAAUUGACAAAAUAAAGACAAGUGGUCCACGACGAUGAUUAAAAGAUUUACUUAUUUGAAAUGGAAAAGUUGUUCAUAAUUUUCAGAUUUCAAAUAUCUUAGGUGGAGUAUAGUAUUAUACCGGCCGUAUAAAGUUCAGUAGAAUUCUUUUAGUGAGUGUCAACUCACGUAUUCACUGAAACAUGAGCCCUACUGACUACAGAGAACAGCCUGUAGAAGAAACCCGUAGCUGGAUCAUGACACAAAAGCCCACUCUACAUAGGUAAAAAUGAGAUGCUGCGGAGACACAGAAUCCAAAUAAGUACAGUAAAGAUACGUUUUUUUGUUUAAAAAGGGCUAAAGGAUCUCGGCGUGAAAGUUGAAACGAUCAGAUGAUUCAAAAAAGCUCCCAUGCACCCUCCUCUAUCUUCACUUCCUUCCCAUCUACCUCCUCCUCCUCCUCCUCCUCUUCCUCCUGCUCAUCAACAUCAUCAUCAUCAUCACCACAGCCACCACCACCAUCAUAAUAAUAAUCACCAUCGUCACUAUCGAAACCUCCGUCAUUGUCAUUACAACCGUAAUAUCAAAUACUUAA